CCACAACAUACUUCACCUUCUGAUUUGGAAAUUUUCCAAUUUACUGUUCUUCGCUUCAUUCUAUCAGUGUAAUCAAUUUCUGCCAUUCCUUAUCAUCUGAUGAACUUCGCCAAUUGAUAUCGGAGACGUUGGAAAACUAAUAUGAUAUGUAUAUUUCCGCCCAAUCGCCAAAGCUAUUGUUGGAGCUUGGUGAAGGAUUUGGACGUCGUUUUUAUUGGGAUGAUAGUGUCGUUUAAUUAUGAUCAACUAGGUCACUCGGCAAUAGUAACGUUUGAUUCUAAUCGCAUGUUUUUCUCAUUUAAGCAGCGUGGCAUGCAGGAAAGCCCUGUAUCCUCGAUUGUGGCGCCACUUGUGGCUGUUCACUACGGCAUCCCAUCAACUGCGUCAGUGUUGGCUUUUGACCCCAUUCAGAAACUAUUGGCUAUUGGAACCCUUGAUGGCCGUAUUAAAGUGGUUGGGGGUGAUAAUAUUGAAGGCCUCCUUAUGUCUCCUAAGUCCAUACCAUUUAAAAACUUGGAGUUUUUCCACAAUCAAGGGUUUCUUGUGAGUGUCUCGACUGAGAAUGAAAUUCAGAUUUGGGACCUAGAGAACAGGCGCAUAUCCUCUAGCUUACAAUGGGAGUCUAAUAUAACUGCAUUCUCAGUUAUAUAUGGCACUCAUUUCAUGUAUAUAGGAGACGAAUAUGGUUUUCUAUCUGCCUUGAAGUAUGAUGCAGAAGCAGGAGAACUUGUUCAAUUAAUUUAUCAUAUUCCUGCAAAUCUUGUGGCUGAGGCAGCAAAUUUGCCAUUCCCGUUCAACCAGUCAAUAGUAGGUGUGCUACCCCAGCCUUCAUCAUGUGGAGAUAGGGUUCUGAUUGCUUAUGAAAAUGGAUUGAUUGUUCUCUGGGAUCUUACUGAAGAUAAAGCCGUUAUUGUUAGAGGAAAUAAGGAUCUCCAGUUGAAGGAUGAUACAGUGGUCAAGUCUUCAAAUGAUGGGAGCACUGAACCCUUAAAUGAUAUAUUAGACCAGGAAUACGCAGAGAAAGAAAUAAGUUCUCUUUGUUGGGUAUCUGCUGAGGGGUCAUUCCUUGCUGUGGGUUAUGUUGAUGGAGAUAUUUUCCUCUGGAACUUAUCAGUUUCUGAUAACAGUAAAGGACAUGCGUCUCAGAAGUCAUCCGAUAACGUUGUCAAAAUACAGCUAUCAUCUGCUGACAGAAGGCUUCCUGUCAUUGUUCUGCACUGGUCACCUAACAAGGUGAAAAAUGGAUUAGGAGGUCAACUUUUCGUUUAUGGUGGCGAAGAAAUAGGAUCUGACGAAGUAUUGACGGUCCUUGAUCUUGACUGGUCAUCUGGGAUAGCAAUGCUGAAAUGUGUCCAUCGAAUUGACCUUCCCCUUCAUGGAUCUUUUUCGGAUAUGACACUGAUUGCAAGUACUGGAGAAGUAGAGAGGAACAACGGCUUAUCAUUACUAGUGUUGACCAACCCAGGUCAACUACACUUCUAUGACUACUCUUGCUUGUCUACCUUGAAGUCUGAGCCAGAGAAGAAGCACUCUGAUGUAGCAGUUGAAUAUCCUGCCGUCGUACCAAUAAUUGAACCAAGACUGACCGUGGGAAACCUAUACUCAGUUUAUUCAAAUUAUUCGAGGAUUCUUGCAAAGGCAGUUGAAGCUGGAAAGCUCAAAGUCCAGCAGACUAUGUCCAGUAGUAAAAGUUGGCCUGUCUCUGGUGGUGUUCCUGGUCAAAUGUUGUCAGCUGAAGAACAUGGAAUUCAGAGAAUUUAUGUGGCUGGCUAUCAAGAUGGAACUGUACGAAUAUGGGAUGCAACAUAUCCAGCUCUGUCAAUUUUAUUUGUCCUCGGGCUUCAGGUGGAGGGUAUUGAAGUUGCUGGUGCAAAUGCAGCAAUUUCAGCUUUAGAUUUUUCUUCUACUUUGUCUUUGGCUGUUGGCAAUGAAUAUGGUCUUGUUUCCCUCUAUGGUCUAGAUGGAACUCAUGGCAGAACUAGCUUUUGCUCGGUCACACAGACAGAGCAAAAAGUUUUGGAUUUGCCUCAUCAUAUUGGCUCUCAGAUCAGAGCAGUAUAUGCGCUCCUCAAUUCUCCUGUUCGUAGCUUACAGUGGGUGAAACCUGGAAAUAAGCUGGCUGUUGGUUUUGAAUGUGGUCAGGCUGCUUUGCUUGAAACUAGUUCGUUAUCGGUUCUAUUUGUAACAGACAAUAUAUUCAGCUCCAGCUCGUCAAUCAUUUCUUUGGCUGUGGGAACGGUUCCAAACAUUGAAAACAUUAGCGUUCAGCAGUCUGAAAAUAGAACUUCAGAGGAAUCUUCUAAGGAAGUGAUUUUUGCUUUAACUAGAGAUGCAAACAUUGUAUUAGUGGACACUAGCACAGGGAAAAAGAUGUCUGAGCCAAUUCAGGGUGAUGCAACCGUUGCUGAAGGGGCUGAAGAGCGUAUCUCAUCGUCUUCUCAGCAUUUGGAGGAAAGAAGUCAAGCUGAACUAGGAGAUCAUGAAAAUCAAACUGAUCCACUGGAAGAUAAAAAUUCGAAGGCCAGUUUAGCAACCAAAAUUGAGGACUCAGUAAUUUUGCUAUGUUUUGAGAAUGCUUUGCAUUUGUACUCUACGAAAUCUCUUAUUCAGGGUAAAUUUAGCUCCAUCUUCGAACUUAAUCUGGUCCAACCUUGUUCAUGGACUACAAUCUUCAGAAAAAAUGGAAAAGAAUAUGGGCUGAUUAUAGUCUAUAAAAGUGGAGAAAUUGAAAUAAGGUUAAUCCUUUACUUUCUCCAAAUCAAGCUCUGUGUGUUGGGAAGCACCUCACUUACAAAGAUGCUUCGGUGGAAUUUCAAGGCUAAUAUGGUCAGUUUGAUGAGUUCUUCAGAUAAAGGGCAGAUUACUCUGGUUAAUGGAAGUGAAUUUGCCAUUGUAUCUCUUCUGGCCUUUGAAAAUGAUUUCAGGACUCCGGAGUUUUUCCCUUGCCUUCAUGAUAAAGUUCUUGCUGCUGCGGCGGAUGCCACUAUCGGAAUCCCUCAGUUUCAAAAGAACAAGCAGACUACUGCAGCUGGUGUUUUUGGUGGUAUUGUGAAGGGGCUGAAAGGAUCUAAGGUGGAAAUAGAUGACUCUGAAGUCCGGGAAAAUGUUGUUGCACAUUUGGAUACCAUAUUUUCUAGGCUUCCAUUUUCGGGCACUUUGGAAAACUAUGGAGAUGAUGAACUUGGAUUGGAUAUUAACAUAGAUGACAUUGAAAUUGAUGAGCCUCUGUUGGUUGAACCACUGCCCACUGUCAACAAUGAGAAAAGAGAGAAGGGCACCGAGAGGGAAAGGCUAUUUGAAGGCAGUUCUUCUGAUACAAAACCUAAACUUAGGACUCGUGAAGAAAUUAUUGCUAAAUAUCGAAAGGCUGGGGAUGCAACUUCUGCUGCUACACAAGCAAGAGAUAAACUAGUAGAACGCCAACAGAAACUUGAGAAACUCAGUGAACGCACAGCAGAACUUCAAAAUGGAGCUGAGAAUUUUGCAUCCAUGGCACAAGAGCUUGCAAGGACAAUGGAACGCCGAAAAUGGUGGAACUUCUAA
Molecule: messenger RNA, 3543 nt
Organism: Oldenlandia corymbosa var. corymbosa
Lineage: Eukaryota; Viridiplantae; Streptophyta; Magnoliopsida; Gentianales; Rubiaceae
Source: the annotation of a GenBank genome assembly